Effrenium voratum is the source of this 604-nucleotide messenger RNA. NCBI's taxonomy places the organism in Eukaryota, Dinophyceae, Suessiales, Symbiodiniaceae. The record is from the annotation of a GenBank genome assembly.
CGGAGACCGGAGAAGCCUUUGCUUUCGGGUCUGCCGAAUCAAGUCGGCGAAGAGGACAAGGCGCCAUGACGCUACGGAUGCUGUUCAGCAUUCAAGGCUUCAACCGCUUGACGGCGUUCGCCACAGGGGGCGCUGGCGGCUAUGCCUUCACCAACCCCGAUGUGGACAAUGUCUACGACAUCUUCCCAGUGCUGAAGCCACCUCCUUAUGCCUUUCUGAACCUGUACAAGGUCAAGGAGGAAGACAAGCACCAGUUCGAGCAGAGCUGGAAGGAGGUGGCCAAGUUCAACCAGCGCCAGGAGGGCUAUUUGUACACCAGGUUCAUGAAAGCCGAUCCGCGCUCCGAGGGCUACCAGAACCGGACGUAUGACUACAUAGACAUUGUGCAGUGGACUACUGGAGACGCCCAGCGGCGUGCUGCAUUGAGGCCCAUCUACAAGGAGUUGGAGGAGAAGCUGCCUGGGGAGAGGCUACCGGCGCCGAUGAUGUUCACCCAAGUGGUGGAUGACACGCAGAAGACCCCCACCUGAGCUUAGGCCGGGGAAGGGCCUUGGUCUUGGGUUGUGUGGUCAUGGGACCCCCAAGCAUGCCUUCCGCUUUGGAG